AUGGCUGUAGCUGGGACUUUGGCCGACAUUUUCCGUCCACAAGCGGUCCUGGAAAUUGAUGAAAGAUUUUUGCGUUUUACAUCUGAAGAAGCUCAGAUGGCACAAGAUGCUCUUUUGGCUCAAUCUCUCAUGGCUGAGCAGAGACAGAUCAUCAAGCAGCCCCCCAGAAAUACUUACAAACAGGUCACCAUAAUUAAAGUAGAUCGAGCUGAGCUGGUGAAAAACUAUGGUAUGGUUAAAAUGGAUCCAUAUUGCAAAAUUACCAUUGAACAAAGCGUUUUUGAGACCCCCUCAUGCUACAGCGCAUCAACAAAACCAGUGUGGAACAGAAUUAUUCGUUGCCCAACUCAGUCAAUAAUUCGCAGCUUCUUGAUUGAAGUUAUGGAUGAGAACCAAUUUUACGCUGAUAGCCGGAUAGCCUUUUGCCAUGUCGAGUUAACAGAAGAAAUGAUGCAGUCACAAGAAUUCCACACUUUAACUCUUCCGCUGAGCGGAGAGCAAGGUGAAGGAAAAGAAGGCUUUCUGUUUGUUCAAGUAAAAGUUCAAGAUGUAGAGAAACUUCAAUCGGAAAUCAUGGCUCAAAUGGAACUUGCUGCAUCAGUGACUCAUCCACCUGUUAGCUCGGAGUCAAGUAAUAGUACGCCAGCGUCUGGGCCUGAUACUGUAGACGAUGAAUCGGAAGUUCAAUAUGUUCCAACCUUAGAUGAAAUAAAACAGCUGGCUGAAAUGUUUCCUACAAUUGAGGAGCAGGUUAUUCGAAGUGUUUUGGAAGCAACUGAGGGUGACAUGAUGAACAGUAUUAAUUCGAUGCUUUCUCUUACAGCUCAGGAUGAUACAGCUACUGCACCACCGCAGGAUACAUCAACCAGAAUUGCGAAUGAUGGAGCGGGAGAACCGCAGCCAGUUGAUUUGUAA
Messenger RNA from Symsagittifera roscoffensis, 915 nucleotides. RefSeq names its product toll-interacting protein-like. Bases 1 to 915 code for a protein of 304 amino acids. The record is from RefSeq and is a predicted model, not a curated record. NCBI's taxonomy places the organism in Eukaryota, Metazoa, Xenacoelomorpha, Acoela, Convolutidae. The transcript has a single exon. Gene Ontology annotation, biological process: ubiquitin-dependent protein catabolic process. Gene Ontology annotation, cellular component: cytoplasm. Gene Ontology annotation, molecular function: ubiquitin conjugating enzyme binding; ubiquitin binding.